Symbiodinium necroappetens is the source of this 687-nucleotide messenger RNA. The record is from the annotation of a GenBank genome assembly. NCBI's taxonomy places the organism in Eukaryota, Dinophyceae, Suessiales, Symbiodiniaceae.
AUGGUCCUUACACUCCCUCUCUCACUUUGUAGCAUCGUCCUGGUUGCUGCAGAUCCCGCUCUCUUCGAACCCGACCUUUUCACCGGCGUACAGCAGCAGCUAAGGGGGCCGGCAGAUCUUGAUCCUUUUGGUGACACUGUCGAAGAAGAUGGCCGCAGUGAGAAGUGGCUGAGAGACAUAAGCACGCGGACCAAGAACCACUUCAAAAAGCUCCUGCAGCCUCUUCAGACUCCGAUCGUGCAGGAGAGCUGCCGCCCAGUCAACAAGAUCUUACUCUACCUGAACAAGGAGAUGGAGGUAGUGUGGAAUCUCAAGACCAUUGUUGACAGAAAGCGGUGGGGUGUCGGAAAUGUCAUCACCUCCUCGCCCUAUGGCCCGCAUGGUGAACAUCCAGAGCGCUGGCGGGCAAAUGGUUCAUUCCCGCUUCCCGCUGCUGCACCGAACAACAGCAUUCUCCUGCAGGACAAGAGAAUCAAUUUGGUGUUCCACAUCAAGCCUGAUGUUGAAGAGCACGAGAACAAGUAUGCGAAACAACUCCAGGCCGACUACGAGUCCUUGGUCCACAACAUCAACGAUGCAAGUCAAAAGAUCAGCGAUCUCCGGGCCAGGCUCUGGAAGAUGGAAGAUUUUGCAAAGCAGUUCAUCGCCCUUCCGUCCGGCGUAUGGAACAAGAUCGAUGCGAACUGA